Molecule: messenger RNA, 1725 nt
Organism: Botrytis cinerea B05.10
Lineage: Eukaryota; Fungi; Ascomycota; Leotiomycetes; Helotiales; Sclerotiniaceae
Exons: 3
Coding region: 192-1355 (387 amino acids)
Biological process (GO): epoxide metabolic process
Molecular function (GO): epoxide hydrolase activity
Source: RefSeq, a predicted model, not a curated record
GUUCCCCGCGUUGAGUAAACGUGGCAGCGCCUAAUUGCAUUAUUUUCUUCCGCUGGCCUUAAAUCCCAUUUCGUGAGCUCACGCGGGGAUGACGUCUAUGAUUUUAUUACUUAUAAAUCUGAGCUACUUCUAGCUACUCCGUACUCAGACUUUUUUUUUGCCACCUCUGUCAUACAAUACAAUCUUAAAACAUGACCUACAUAUCUCCCAGCUCCAUUAAGUCGUUUACACUUGACAUUUUGGAUGAAGAUUUUGCCAAGUUUACACAACUCCUGGAGCUGUCCCGUAUCGGUCCUCUUGUCUAUGAAACCUCGGAACAAAACGGGCUCAAGUUUGGAAUUACGCACGAGUGGAUCACCAAGACAAAAGACUAUUGGCUUCAUGAGUAUGACUGGCGCGCUCAAGAGAAGCACAUCAACUCAUUUCCCAAUUACACUGUCGAAAUAGAGGGCCUUACUGUUCAUUUUGUAGCCUUGUUUUCUGAGAAGGAAGAUGCCGUGCCCAUCACUUUGCUUCACGGCUGGCCAGGUAGCUUCAUUGAAUUUCUCCCCAUGGCAAGUCUGUUGCGGGAGAAAUAUUUGCCAAAGGACUUGCCAUAUCAUAUCAUCAUCCCAUCAAUUCCAGGAUAUACACUCAGCAGUGGAGGCCCUCUUGAUAAGGAAUGGUGCGUGUCAGAUUCAGCUCGAGUCUUGCACAUAUUGAUGCUAGAGCUGGGUUUCAAGAGGUACAUUGCGCAUGGUGGAGACGUGGGUAGUUUUCUUGCGACAACCAUGGCAGUCAGCUAUGAGCAAUGUGUCGCUUUGCAUUUAAAUUCCCCCUCCUCCUUGAUCAUCCCCGAGGAAGGUUCCAACGGGAAAGAGUUGUCAAACUUUGAGAAGAAAAUCAUUGAGAGGGCCAAAUCUUGGGCAGAAGAGGGCAAGGGUUACGCCAUCGAACACAAUACUCGUCCAGCGACGAUCGGACUUGCCAUCAAUUCCAAUCCACUCUCCCUUUUGUCAUGGAUCGGAGAGAAAUUUAUAGAGUGGUCGGAUCAGACUCCUUCUAUCGACGAAAUUCUAACCAACGUUUCACUCUACUGGUUCACGAAUAGUUUCCCACGCUCUAUUUAUCCCUAUCGGACAAUUUUUAGCAAAUCUGACGAAGCUGUGCCGGGCUUUCCGUACGUCAUCAAGCCAUUGGGAUUCUCCUGGUUCACGUCUGAAAUAAUGCCUGGCUUUCAAAGUGCGAUUUUAAAGCAAGGGAAUUUGGUAUUUCAUCGAACACAUGAUAAGGGUGGCCAUUUUGCAGCUAUAGAGAGACCCAUGGACAUGCUGCAGGACAUUGAAGAUUUUGCACACCUUGUGUGGCAGGUAUAAUUGUAAUUUUCAACUCAGCAUAGUGAUCAUGGUCACAGGUCAGUGGUUGAUGGAAUGUAGCAAUAGAAAUUGAUGUGGUGGUACGUUUCUGUUGGGGUGUUGACGGGUCAAUGUCUAAGGCCAACUUCAGUAUUAUCAAAUUGUCUUCGUCAAUGAAGUGACUUGCAAGAAGCAAUGAUCUUUAGAAGAUGGGGGAAUAACAAAUUAGCCAUGAUGAGCCUCUAAUUCGACGUCUUACUAUCUAUUCAAUGGAAUGAAUCAUCCAUCACUGCUUGGAGAUCAAGUCCAGCCCUACGGCAUUACCAUCGUUUUUGAAUGUAAUAGAAAAAACUGUAGACCAAUAUGGGAUAAGGAACGUCUGUUUUAGUCA